GCCAAAAAUUCAUAUAGAUUCUACCUAAGUUUCAGCCCCUGCGGUGUUUCUCGCUAGUCUCCAUUUACCAAACUGACCUGUCAGUGGUUCAGAAAGAGCUAGUGUGUAUUGCUGACCUUUAUCAGCUGUAACUAAAACAGCCAGCUCCUCUGCUGUUUUAAACCACCGAGCCCUGCCUCUCCAGCUGCUCACCACGCCUGGGAGGAGUACCCAAGGAAAACCUUGGUUUCUCUGACAUGGUGCAAGAGAUGCGGAAGGGAAGCACAUUCUCAGACUUUCACCUUAAUUUACAAACCUUUGCAUUCUCUCUCUUUUUAAUUUGUGCUUAAUUUGGGCAUGGACCAAACCCCUAGCUCUGCAGCGUUUCCCCUGUACUUUGAUUCAACAUUCAAAUGCUCAUGAAGCAGGUUCACGUCGAGGUUCGUCCCUUUGUUCUCAGAGGUUUGCCUGGCUGCUGCCUUUUGCUAUCUUUUCUGCCUCUAAGAAAAACUGAUGUUAUCUUCUAAAGAGAAAACCGAAGACUCUUUGCAGCUGAGGAUUUCCUGUGUGCCUAUCCCCAGCCUGUGCAGUGACGGCGAGGAGUGGCUGUACGUGGCUGCACUUCUUCGGAGAGCUUGAAGAACAGUCCUUUCACAGAAGCUGAAGAAAUCCCCAGCUGCUGGUGCCUUUGAUAUCAGAUAAAGGUCAACCUGUCUCGGAGAAAGCGUGAUCGGAAAUGCCUCACACCAUCCUUCACUUUCUCUUCCUUACCCUGAGAUGAUUCACCGUACCUUUCGGGGUAUGCCUUCACCACCGCACCUACGGUUUUCACUUCAGCUCUUCCGAAUAGCUUUGCUGCAUCUCAUGCCCCAGCCAGCUUAAGCCAGGACCGCCGAGAUUUUCAAUGAGAUGAUAAGAAACUAUCCACAAUGCUUAUUAUUACAGUAAUAUUUAAUAGCUUUGUUAUUGUUGUUGUUGUUGAUUGAUUUUGCUGUUUGGUGGGGGGGGGGGGGGUUGAUAUAUAUAUAGGCCUACUAGUAUAAGUGUUAAAAAUUGAGUUACGCCGGUCUUAUCCCAACAGGCACAUCUUGUUUCCUUGCACUGAGAGUUGCUGAGGCCCCCCGAGCACGCUGUGGGUCCUGAGCCUCCAGAUGCUGACACCCACAAAGUUCCGCCUGGCACAACGUCAAAGCUGCUGAUGCCAACGCUUUUGGGAGCUGCAGGCUCCAGUUGUUUCUCCCAACACCCCCCUCUGCGAGGUUACCGCUGCACGGCUCGGCGCGGGAAGUACAUGACUUACACUUUCUAUAGGAUUUCAGAUGCAUGCCAGGUUCCCACUGAAUGCCAGAAGUAGAGAUCACUACAGAUGGAGCCCCAAAGUCAACAUGGCAGCGGCGGUUCACUAGUGGUGAUUCAGCAGCCCUCCCUGGACAGCCGGCAGCGGUUGGACUAUGAAAGAGAGAGCCAGCCAACAACUAUCUUGUCGCUGGACCAGAUCAAGGCGAUCAGGGGCAGCAACGAAUACACCGAAGGUCCAUCUGUGGUGAAAAAAUCUGGUCCGCGGACAGCACCGAGGCAAGAGAAGCAUGAGAGGACUCACGAAAUUAUACCAAUUAAUGUGAAUAAUAAUUACGAACACAGACCCAGUCAUGUGGGGCACGUGGCGCAUCAGCAUAACGCGCGGGCUCCCGUCUUGAGCAGGUCGACCAGCACGGGGAGCGCGGCUAGCUCUGGGAGCAACAGCAGUGCUUCCUCCGAGCAAGGACUGCUGGGGCGGUCGCCUCCAUCCAGGCUGGGCUCGGGCCACAGAUCCGACCGGACAAUCCGGACGCAGCCCAAGCAGUCGUCUCUGAUUGUCGAUGAUCUGAAGGGUCCUUUGAAAGAGGACUUGACGCAGCACAAGUUUAUCUGCGAACAGUGUGGGAAGUGCAAGUGUGGCGAGUGCACGGCCCCGAGGGCCCUCCCCUCUUGCUUGGCCUGCAACCGGCAGUGCUUGUGCUCUGCGGAGAGCAUGGUGGAGUACGGCACCUGCAUGUGUUUGGUCAAAGGGAUCUUCUACCACUGUUCUAACGACGAUGAAGGGGACUCUUACGCGGAUAAUCCCUGCUCUUGUUCCCAGUCACACUGCUGUUCUAGGUACCUGUGCAUGGGAGCGAUGUCCUUGUUUCUGCCUUGCUUGCUCUGCUACCCUCCGGCGAAAGGAUGCCUAAAACUCUGUCGAGGGUGUUACGAUCGCAUCAAUCGUCCAGGUUGCCGAUGCAAGAACUCCAACACGGUCUAUUGUAAACUGGAGAGCUGCCCCUCGCGGGGUCAGGGCAAGCCCUCAUGAUUUUUGGAGGGAGGUUUACUUCUUCCAACUUCAGUUUUUCAGGUUGUAGCUGAUUUGGGUUUUUCCCUUUCCUUUCUUUUUUUUGUUUUUGUUUUGUUUUGUUUCCCUUUCCCCAGUUUGGGGGAGAGGGGGCUGUUCUUUUGCUUUCCCUUCUGUCUCCCCAACUUAAAAUACACAAGCUCUUUGCAUCUUUGCUCUCCUCUUCCUAUUGACUUGGCUGAAUGUGGAGUGUUUUCCAUAGCCGUUGCUGCUCUUUGGUAAGUGUGGACCUGGUAUCUGCAUCUGCCGCUCACUUUGGCAGGGUCUUUUGAGUUUGUAACUGAACCACUCCUGAAAGAGACAGUGAGGGCUCACUGGACUCUUGAAGCUUCUUGCUCUGUGAAUACCUUCCCAAAGAUGUUUUUCAUUCUUGGCAUUUAUAUGUUUGGGUUUUUUCCUUAACUCCCCUGGGUUCCAAGGAGGAGUAACUUUCAUGAGUGAGCUGGAUUGUGAAAUAACUUUUUGUGUGUGUUCUUUUGGAGAGGGAUGUAAAAUAAAGGCUUUACCAAAUGAAAGGCCUGACUCUUCUAUAAGCAGCCUGCUUUUCCCGCCCCCCCCCCCCCCCCCCUCUUUUUCUUUGUCUAUACUUUUGGAACAUUCUCAGUCCUGAGAAUUACUCUGCCUCCCUUUUUUUAAGUUUUCGAUGUAACUUCAGUUUUUGCUACACUAUGUAGAUCUUCACAUUGGAGACAUUAUGGCUGCAGCGUACUCAUUUAUUUCUUUUGCUGUCAAGUCUUUGAAGGAUAUUGCUCACUCCACCCUCUUACUCCUGUUUUUGUAGUCUUACCAGUAUCAGUUGAUAUUAAAAUUGGUGGUGUUCAUGUAUCCAAACAGCCUUCAGGUGUCAUUGAGUCACCUAAAUGCUCUUGAAUCCUUUGAGUUUCUUGUGAUCCUUUGCUUUAGUGAAUUUAGCUCUGCUCUGUACUUCAUAAUUUUAUUCUGUCCCUGUUUUAUUGCCUUAGCCACAAAUUGUGGUCCUUUUUUGUAUAUUUUAUGUAUAAAACACAAAGUUGAAUCCCAACUAUUUUUAAGACAAAAGUCUGUUAAAACUUUUUUUUAUUGUAAAGAAUAUUUAUUAUGUGAAUCUCUAUUAUUUUAUGAUAUUUAUUACAAAAGACUUUGAAAAAUGUACUCAUGUCUGAAUAUAACAAAAUAUCAAUACUUAAUGAAAUAAGGAUGACACGAAGAAAGUACAUAUGUUAACUAUAAUGCAGAAAAUAUAUUAAUUAAUGAAAAUGGC
This is a messenger RNA of Falco peregrinus (peregrine falcon), 3587 nucleotides long. RefSeq names its product sprouty RTK signaling antagonist 1 (gene SPRY1). Bases 1346 to 2308 code for a protein of 320 amino acids. The transcript has 2 exons. NCBI's taxonomy places the organism in Eukaryota, Metazoa, Chordata, Aves, Falconiformes, Falconidae. The record is from RefSeq and is a predicted model, not a curated record. Gene Ontology annotation, cellular component: cytosol; membrane. Gene Ontology annotation, biological process: negative regulation of MAP kinase activity; multicellular organism development; negative regulation of fibroblast growth factor receptor signaling pathway.